AUGUUUUGGGAUCCAUGCGAUCAAAAUUUCCCUGGUGCUCCAACAUUUUUUCCAGUUGUACAAUUUGCGGGGCAGCAUCUUGGUGGGCUUGGAGUUCCUGCUGUUGGCAUGGCGUUCCCUGGCUACGUUACUCAGCCCAAUGGAAUGGGGAAUUCAGAAAUGACAUGGUUACCUAUUUUGGCUGGUGCUGCUGGGGCUUUUGGCUGCUUCACCUUAUAUCACAAUGGAUGGUGCUUAUCAUGCUAUGCCAUCUGGCCAGACCUCUGCAUUGCCUCCUACAAGCUAUCAUGGCAACCUUCAACAGUAGGUUUGGACAGGCACCUUCUUGCAAAAGAUAUCACGUAA
Molecule: messenger RNA, 345 nt
Organism: Lactuca saligna
Lineage: Eukaryota; Viridiplantae; Streptophyta; Magnoliopsida; Asterales; Asteraceae
Source: the annotation of a GenBank genome assembly